Messenger RNA from Neopelma chrysocephalum (saffron-crested tyrant-manakin), 2130 nucleotides. RefSeq names its product ubiquitin carboxyl-terminal hydrolase 42-like. The coding region runs from base 223 to 2130 and encodes 635 amino acids. Lineage: Eukaryota; Metazoa; Chordata; Aves; Passeriformes; Pipridae. Gene Ontology annotation, biological process: regulation of apoptotic process; protein deubiquitination. The transcript has 14 exons. Gene Ontology annotation, molecular function: cysteine-type endopeptidase activity; cysteine-type deubiquitinase activity. Gene Ontology annotation, cellular component: nucleus; cytosol. The record is from RefSeq and is a predicted model, not a curated record.
CCAACGAAAAUCAGUUGGACAGAGUUGGCCUUCGAGAUAACUCAGCUCCUUCCUUUGCUACUUGUGUGACUGCCUUUUUUGGACAGUUUCUUGUUUACUGACCAUUUCUCCUCAACUUUCAUCCUCUUUCAAAGGUGACAGGAUUGGUGCUGUUCUCUUUCCGGAGCAAGUCCUGACAUCCUUGGUCAUCUCAAGCAUUGCACUCUCUUCCUGAGAGAGGAAAUGGCCACAGCAGGGAAUGACUCCUUCAUUGCCGAGGGAAUGACUCCGCCACAAAGGAUCCUCUUUCCCCCGGAGAAGAUUUGCAUGGUCUGGCAGCAAAGACAGAGUGCUGGAGCAGGACUCCGCAAUGUGGGCAACACGUGCUUCCUCAAUGCUGUCCUGCAAUGCCUGACAUACACCCCGCCGCUGGCCAACUAUCUGCUCUCCCGGGAGCACAGCCGGGCCUGUCGCCAACAAGGCUUCUGCAUGAUGUGCGUCAUGGAAGCGCACGUUAACAAGGUCCUGCAUUCCUCAGUCGGUGCCAUCCUGCCUUUGGCUGUUCUCAGGGGUUUCAGAUUCAUAGGAGAACAUUUUCAGCUUGGCAGGGAGGAAGAUGCCCAUGACUUCUUCUGCUGUACUCUCAAUGCCAUGCAGAGAGCUUGUCUGAGUGCAAGCAACGACUUGGACGUAUCUUCUCAAUCUACUACCAUUGUCCAUCAAAUAUUUGGAGGCUUUCUGAGAUCCAGAGUCAUCUGCUCCAGCUGCAAAGCCGUUUCUGAUUCCUAUGAGGCCUUCCUGGAUGUCCCUUUGCAUAUCAAAGUAAGAGGUUUUGCAGUUGUGCUUCAAGACAUCGCAAGGCUUUUCAGAGUCAACACAUUUGUCCCGAAAGCAUAUACUGUGAACACAAGAGGUCUUGGUCGUGGAUGGCAAGGGGAAUGGAUGUUGUCCUCCUGCAGAGGCCAUGGCACUCGUCUCUCUGGAGGUGCCGGCUUUAAGCUGGACAAGCACCCAUUAUGCUCUCUGGAGGUCUCCAUUGCCCCUGAGAACCUCUGGGACAGGGGAAAUGUUCAGCACCACACUCUCUUUCUGGCUCCUUCUGGAUACAGCUUGCACAUUCGUGGUGGGUCUCCUCAGCAUCAGCUACAGGGGUUUUCUUAUCAGCUCCUGGAAAAUGUUUGGGCGAGGGCAUUGCCUGCAGCUCAGUGCACUCAUUUCUCAAUUCUCCAGGCAGCCUCGUCCCUCACUGCAGCUCUGGAGGACUUUGUAACACCUGAGCACCUGGAUGGUGAAAACUGCUUUAAAUGCAGCAAGUGUGAGAAGAAUGUUGCCGCCACCAAGAGGUUCACUGUCCACUGUGCACCCAAGGUUCUCACAGUGUGUCUGAAAAGGUUUGACUGCUUCACUGGUGGGAAGAUCAACAAGGUUGUAGAGUAUCCGGAGUACUUGGAUCUUCGCCCAUACAUGUCUCAGGCGGAUGGAGAACCACUCCUCUACUCCUUAUAUGCUGUCCUGGUGCACAGUGGUGUCAGCUGUCAUGGAGGACACUAUUUCUGCUACACAAAGGCCAGCAAUGGCUUGUGGUACCGGAUGGACGAUGAGUCUGUGGAGCUGCAUUCCAUCGACGCAGUUCUCAGGCAGCAAGCCUACCUGCUCUUCUAUGCCAGAUGCUCUGAGCUGAGAACUGGAAAAAGGGCUGCUUCCUCACUGACACCAUCACAUGCCCCUGCCUUCCUCAGUCAGUGUGUGGCCAGCAGCAAGCAGGCGGCUUCUGUUGGACCCCAGGCUCUGACUGGGAGGACGAAGGGCAUGAAGUACAGCGGCAGGGAGCGGUCCCGCAGCAGAUCCCCUCUGUGGGGCAGAGAUCUCCGCAGCUGGUCUGUGGAGACCACGGACUACGACGACUCUUGGGAGAGAAGAACUGGUCCUCAGGGUCGUGACCGUGGUCCCAGGGCUAGUGCAGCUGCAAGGCCCUCCAGGAGGAUCUGCCACCAGUUUGUGCAGUCCACAGACUACCGCCCCUCAGAGAAGAAGAGGAGGAUUUCCAUGCCCCAGAGAUUCACGUCAGACAAGCAUUCAGGGCACUCUGGGAAUGAUGGCGUUGGAUUACGGCCCUGGCUCAAGCAGAACGGAAGACUAGCACUGCGUUGA